AUGGAUUUUCGCGUUUUGAUCAACUACUACCUUCGCAAAGGCUGGUACGACCAUGUACAACGCUUUUGUGAGCAGAUUCUUGAGCGAAACGGCAAUGACCCGGCUAUUUUGUUCUGGCGCGCUUUUGGCAUCGUCUUAGAGCGCAGCUAUUCGUCUGGCAUUCGAGAACUCGGGAAUUUGAAGCAAACAGGGCGAGGAGUGGAGCUGCCAUGUCUUUACGCAUUAAUCUACGCCCAUACACAAUGCAAACACGUUGACCAUGACGAAGUGGCACAAUUAGAGCUACAGUUAGUAAUAGUUGAGGAAAAUGCGUCCAUCGAGAGCUUGAUUUUGUGUGCCACUUUCUUUUGGCACUUGGGCGAGCGUGGUAAGGCUCGCAAAUUUCUCGACCGCGUUCUUAGAGCCGACCGUCCAAAUAGCAGUGAUAAUGCUCUCUGUCAGCGAGCUCUUAUUCUUCGAGGAUGGGUUGACCUUACUGUUGACCCCAUCUUUGAACGCGAGAGCGACUUGCGAGAUGGUUCUAUCCGGUACUUUGAUCUAGUCACAGACCGCAAGGAUGCGGAGCUUGUGCUGGGUAUAGCCAAGUACUAUGACCUGAAAAAAGCGUACCCCCGCGCUCUUGAACACAUUGACGAACUCAUUGUGGAAUUUCCAUGGUUUAAACAUUCAUUAUGUGAGAAAGCUUUGGUUCUGCUCAAAAUGGGCAACUGGGACCAAUGCAUGGACAGUGUUGAGCGAGCUCUGAGUGAAAAUCCGCAUGAUAUUGAGGCUUUGCGUAUCAUGAUUUUGCUCCUUUUAUCACGUGAAGGUCGUACCCGCGAAGGUGCAGAGCGUAUUCGCGAGUUGCUUGAUGCUCUAAAGCGAACUGAACCAGCAAAUCCCGACCUUUUUUUUGAAAUCUCGCGCUCCAUUGCCCACGUUUCCGAUAGAGAUGUGGAAGUAUUGCAGUGUAGCUUAGACCUGAUGGAGCAUGCUAUUCAAUUAAGACCCGAAAGUGGAGCAUUUCGUGCUGAGCGAGGGUAUCAGCGAGGAAUACUUUGCGACUUUGCGGAAGCUAUGGAAUCUUACAAAGAAGCCCUGAAGCUGGACGAGUCAAAUGAAAUGGCAUUACACGGAAUGAUCUACUGCCAGAUUAAGCUUGGACAGCUUGAGGAUGCCUCUCAACAGAUGGAGUUUCUUAGCUUAAUUCAGGAAUCUAUAGGGGCUAGCGCCAGCUUUACUUUCCUCCAAGCUUUACUUAGUUGGGAGAAAGACCGUGACCGAGUCAAACAGGUGAAUUACUUACGACAAUCCAUGAAAAUUCAUAUGGACAAGCUUAACACGACAAUUAAAGGACCUGACGUCUCUAGCCAUGAUAUGAUGGUUCUGCUCGACCCGAUCUUUCUUGUAGAGGUGGCAAUGGAAUUUUUCCGAGAUGAUAAACAAGAGAAAGGCAACUUGAAUGACAACUUGUCGGAUGCAGCUUCUGAGGGCAUCAAUAUUCUCGAAAAGGUUGUAAGCAAGUCACCUGGCUUUUUACGAACUCAGUUUGUGCUCUCUCAGGCUUACUUUGACGCUCAGCGGCUAGAUGAUGCCUAUCAAGUCUCUAGUAAGAUCUUGAAAAUGGAGCCUGGGCACUCCAAAGCACAUCUUAUGCAUGCUAGAGUGAGUCUCGAGCGAGGACAUUUUCGGGCAGCCUCAGCAUCGCUGGAUCGGGCUCUGAGCUACGACUUUUCAGUUCGCCAAUCGCUUUCAUAUUAUAUAAUCAGAGCGCGUAUUCUUGAACAUGCAGGCAAUGUGCGUGAUGCGCUCCAGACUCUACAGACGGCGAUGAAAAUGAUACAAAAUAAUGGGAGCUCGUCGAGUUUGAAUCGUCAACCGAAACACGUUGCAGAAAGCACCAGCACUAUAUCACCUUUUGAUAAGGCUUCUCUGUAUAUCAACAUGGCUCAAGUGCUCUCUCAGCUCAAUGAUCUCCCAGGAGCCACAAAGACUGUACGCGAGGCACUGGACGUCUUUCGUGGCACAGCACAAGAAGUACGCGUACUGGUUGCCAACAGUGAGCUUGCUGUCAAACGUGGCGACUACGAUGCAGCGAUUGGAAUGCUCAGCAGUGUCCCCAAGGACUCUCCAGCGUUUACAAAGGCACAAACGGUCAAGGCGGACAUUUUUCUUCAGUACCGCAAAGACAAGCAUCUAUAUGUACGCUGUUAUCAGGAGCUUGUAGCGCAAAAUCCUUGCCAAGCAACGCACAUAAGCUUGGCCGAGGCAUACUUGCACAUUCAGAUGCUAGAUGAAGCUGUGCAGUCUUUUGAGCGCGCUAAGGCUUUAAGUCCAAGUGACCCGACGAUUGCAGGCCGUAUUGGACGCGUACUUAUCUCCAAGCACGAUUACCUCAAAGCUGUAGACUACUACGAGUCAGCACUGAAAAUGGCACCAGAAAAUCUUGUGUUGCGUAAAGAUCUUGCAGAGCUGUACAUCAAACUUCGUCACUUCGAGCAAGCUUUAUUCGUCGUUCAGCAAGCAGCUACCAGCGAUUCCGAGGCUUUGAGCUAUCUUUUGCCAUUCGUCGAUCUGCAGCUAGUCUUGCCAAAAAUUUACUGUGGCCUAGGCAGUGAUGACAUGGCAGUCCAGGCGCUUAUGAGAGCUUAUGCCAUCCAAAAGAUAGUUUUGGACCGCCAAAAAGACGAACAACCUGAUGUGCUGAAUAAACAGCGAGCUGCUAUCGCGGAAACUUGCUUUCAGAUUGCUGCCAUAUAUUCCAACGCGUCAAGUAAUAGCGAAAGCAACAAUGUCAUUAAGUAUUGUACAUUGGCGCUACAGUCGGACGAAAGCCAUGAGGAUUCACUGUUGUAUAUGGCUCGCGCGUAUCAGCAAAUUGGUGACUUGGGCCAAUGUCAAAUGCGUUGUCUAACAUUGCUGCGACUUAAUCCGGCUCACGAAGAAGCUGCUCUCAUGCUUGCCGAUUUGUUACUACAGAAAGAGGACAAUGAGGCUGCCAUUUACCAUUUUCAGCAGCUUCUCGAUAGUCGUCCGAAUAAUUUCGCAGCACUUAGUCGGCUACUUGUCAUGCUUCGUCGAGCAGGAAAGCUGCACACGUCUUCGACUGACAAAGAACAGGGGAGAGUAGCACAGCGCUAUCUUAGCCUUGCUGAACGUAGUGCCAACGCUCAUGUCGCACAUGCUCCAGGACUUCAUUUUUGCAAAGGACUGUAUGCACGCUUUCGCAAUAAUGUGCUUGAAGCCAUCGACGAGUUUAAUCGCGCUCGUCGUGAUCCAGAAUGGGGCGAACGGGCGCUUAUAAAUAUGAUCGAGAUCUACCUCAAUCCUGACAAUGAAAGUCUUUGGGACUCUGGUCAUGAUGGCACUGAAGAUAACACCAAGGAACAGGCUGAUAACUUGCGGAUUGCCAACACGCUUCUCGACGAGCUGCCGAUUGCUCGAAGUGAACGCGAUGCCAAACUUCGCGUGCUUGAAGCCUAUGCUGUACUUGCCGGUCGAACCAAGAGCAUGCUGGAUAAAUCUAUUCAACUUUUUGUAGAGAUUCUCGAGACAGUCGACCGCGAUUACGUUCCUGCACUCCUUGGACUCGCGACAGGCUACAUGCUCACUAAACAGCAGCCGAAAGCACGGAAUCAGCUUAAACGUAUUGCCAAAAUGCCGUACGACCAAACGCUUGCUGAUGAGUUUGAACGCAGCUAUCUCUUGCUGGCAGAUAUUUACAUCAAUCGGGGCAAAUUUGACCUAGCGCAGGAAUUAUGCAAACGCUCACUUACGCACAAUAAGUCAUCUGGAAAGGCUUGGGAGUUGCUUGGACUCGUAAUGGAGAAAGAGCAAUCAUUUAUCGACGCAGCAGAGUGCUACCAGGAAGCUUGGACGUGCGAGGGUGAAGCAAGUGCUGCGAUCGGUUUCAAGCUUGCUUUUAACUACUUAAAGGCCAAGAAGCUUGUUCUUGCUGUAAAUAUUUGCAACAAGGUACUUGAUCAGUACCCAGACUAUCCCAAAAUUCGAAAGGACAUCUUGGAAAAGGCUUAUGCUGGAUUCCGACCGUAA
This is a messenger RNA of Plasmopara halstedii, 4032 nucleotides long. Its product is annotated as Tetratricopeptide TPR1. The record is from RefSeq and is a predicted model, not a curated record. Gene Ontology annotation, molecular function: protein binding. NCBI's taxonomy places the organism in Eukaryota, Oomycota, Peronosporomycetes, Peronosporales, Peronosporaceae. The transcript has 2 exons. Bases 1 to 4032 code for a protein of 1343 amino acids. Gene Ontology annotation, biological process: protein localization to cilium; intraciliary retrograde transport. Gene Ontology annotation, cellular component: intraciliary transport particle A.